Echinops telfairi (small Madagascar hedgehog) is the source of this 3213-nucleotide messenger RNA. RefSeq names its product protein tyrosine phosphatase non-receptor type 5 (gene PTPN5). The record is from RefSeq and is a predicted model, not a curated record. NCBI's taxonomy places the organism in Eukaryota, Metazoa, Chordata, Mammalia, Afrosoricida, Tenrecidae. Gene Ontology annotation, biological process: protein dephosphorylation. Bases 1 to 2214 code for a protein of 737 amino acids. The transcript is spliced from 14 exons. Gene Ontology annotation, molecular function: protein tyrosine phosphatase activity.
AUGCGGGGCUCGGCUCCCCCGCCCUCCCGCGCCGGGCAGCCUCGGGGCGGGGGCGGGGGGCGGCGCCGGCGAGGCUCCCCGCGCCCGGGGAGAGGGGGCCAGCCUAAGCCCAGGGCUCAAGGGUCUGCGGUCUGGGCCGACUCGGGACCCGGGCGCGGCGGAGGCUCCCGGUCCGCCGGCCCUGCGCCAUUCCCGGGGAGCCGCGCGGGCCGCUGGGGAGCAGGGCGGGCCGGGGGCGGGUGGAGAACCGGGAAUCGCGGGGCGGCUGAGCCCGGGAUUCUGCAGCCGAAGCGCGCUCGGCCGAGCGAGCGGGCGAGGGAGCGCGCACGGAGCGCGGGACGGAGCGCCGGGCGGACGGACCGACGGCCGGCCGCCCCCGCACACGCAGACGCACAGAGCUCGGCGCGGCCCCCGUCACACACACAGACAUUCGCGCAGACACACACAGGGACACACGCAGACACGCGCACACUCGGGCGCGCACAUCCUCCCGCCAGCCUGCCGGCGCGACCGCCUGCUCCCGGGACCCGCUCGGACCGGAGUGAGAGAGAGAACCGUGCUGCUGAUGACUCCGAGGGAGGGGCCCCGGACAUGUGCUGCAGUGAGAGGCUGCCGGGUCUCCCCCAGCCGGUAGUGGCAGAGGCGCCAAACAAGGCUGAAGGGCUCCCGGAUUCGGACUUGCGAAGAGAGAUGCCACCACCCCCACCUCCUUCCCAGCUCUCAGAGCCAGCUCGGAAGCCACCACCCCGAGUCACCUGGAGCGACUCCCUUAUUCUGUGGGGCAGCCUGUGCCUGUUUGCUGUUUCACAUUUCCUGCUUGCCUUUGGGAUACUCUGGUACAGCGGCUUCGGCUACGUCUGGUUCAAGAAUGCCACCAACGUCAUCUCCUCCUUCCUCCCCUUCCUAGGACCCACGGCCUGGCUGGGGAUGGAGACCUGGGGGGUCCCCAGUCUGCUGCUGGUUUCGCUGUCUGUAGGCCUGGUCCUGGCCACCACCCUGGUGUGGUACCUCCUGAGGGCUCCCCCAGAGCCCCCCACCCCACUGCCCCCUGAGGACAGACGCCAGUCAGUGAGCCGCCAGCCCUCCUUUACCUACUCGGAGUGGAUGGAGGAAAAGGCCGAGGAUGACUUCCUGGACCUGGACCCCGUUCCGGAGACCCCCGUGUUUGACUGCGUGAUGGACAUCAAGCCUGAGGCCGACCCCGCCUCGCUGACCGUCAAGUCCAUGGGUCUGCAGGAGAGGAGGGGCUCCAACGUCUCCCUGACCCUGGACAUGUGCACGCCGGGCUGCAAUGAGGAAGGCUUCGGCUACGUCAUGUCCCCCCGAGAGGAGUCGGCGCGAGAAUACCUGCUCAGCGCCUCCCGAGUCCUGCGAGCCAAGGAGCUCCACGAAAAAGCCCUGGACCCCUUCCUGCUGCAGGCUGAAUUCUUCGAGAUCCCCAUGAAUUUUGUGGAUCCCAAAGAAUACGACAUCCCUGGGCUGGUGCGGAAGAACCGAUACAGAACCAUCCUUCCCAACCCUCACAGCAGGGUGUGCCUGAACUCGCCAGACCCUGACGACCCCCUGAUUUCCUACAUCAAUGCCAACUACAUCCGGGGCUAUGGUGGGGAGGAGAAGGUGUACAUCGCCACUCAGGGACCCAUCGUGGGCACCGUGGGCGACUUCUGGCGUAUGGUGUGGCAGGAGCACACCCCCAUCAUCGUCAUGAUCACCAACAUCGAGGAGAUGAACGAGAAGUGCACCGAGUACUGGCCAGAGGAGCAGGUGGCGUAUGACGACUUGGAGGUGACCGUGCGGGAGGUCAGACACACGGAGGAUUACCGGCUUCGGCUCAUCUCCCUCAGGAGCGGUGCUGAAGAGCGAGGCCUGAAGCAUUACUGGUUCACAUCCUGGCCGGACCAGAAGACCCCAGACCGCGCCCCCCCACUCCUGCACCUGGUGCAGGAGGUGGAGGAGGCAGCCCAGCAGGAGGGACCCCACUGUGCCCCUAUCAUCGUCCACUGCAGUGCCGGCAUUGGUAGGACUGGAUGCUUCAUCGCCACCAGUAUCUGCUGCCAGCAGCUGCGGCAAGAGGGCGUGGUGGACAUCCUGAAGACCACGUGCCAGCUCCGCCAGGACAGGGGCGGCAUGAUCCAGACGUGUGAGCAGUACCAGUUCGUGCACCAUGUCAUGAGCCUCUAUGAAAAGCAGCUGUCCCGCCAGGCCCAGGAGUGACCGCUCCCCCUCCCCUCAGUGUCUUCUGGGCCUUCCCCUCGGCCCUCCUCACCCAACACCCCAGCUCAGGCCACCAACCCCCACCCCAGGCCUGCUCCCUGUCCCCUCCCUCCCGCUUCCUCCCUCCUCUGUCCACCUUGGCCUGGCCCCCACCCCCCCAUUGUCGCUCUUCCUAUUGUAAAUAUUGGGGGGAGGGGGGAGGAACGUGCCAGGCCAGGCCUGGGGCCCUGGGGCCUGACCCGCACCAUGAAGACGGGGGGGCCUCAGUUUUUAACCGUAGCUUCACCGCAACUUGACUCCCACUUGCCCGUGUCCAUGCCCGAGCCAAGCGUCCUGCCGCUGUGUUGUCUGACCAUCCAUCUCUCCUGUGUGUACCGGACACUGUGUCUCCUGGGCCGGCCGGGACAGGGUGAUGCACUACAGCCUGCGCCGCCCAGGCAGAGGGGCCCACCCCCUCCACGUCUCCCCAGCUCUCUGGACCAGGUGGGGCCAGAGAAUGGGCCCUGAGUACCUGGAGCCCACACUUAGGGAGCCCUGGAGGGUCUGGCUGAGAAGCCCCAACUGAGGGAGAGAGGCCUCUGGGUUGGGGGGCAUCCCCUCCAGGCAGGCCUGGGUGUCAGGUGCCUCAGCCUCUGGAGCAUUGGAGGAGGAAGGAGCAGGUGGGGGCUCUGGGCCCUAGUGGGGGCACGGGAAGGGAACCCCAAGGGGGUGGGGUGGGGACUUGGUCCAGAUCUGUGUGAAACCUUGUUCUGUGUCGCCGUGGGAACACGCUCCCCAAAGUCCUGCUAUGUGUGGCUCUGCGUGUGUCCCGUGUCCACGCAUGUGUUGACAGCCCCUCCACGGGGCCUGCAUGACUCUGGCAACAUGUUCUCCUGGAGCCACGUGUUUUUAUUGCUGACUUUAAAUAUUUAUCCCCCGGCAGACAGAGACGUGGGGUGUCUUUUUAUAAUUCGCUCGUGGUCAUUGAAUAGAGCAAUAAACGGAGCAUUUUGAGCAAAA